Molecule: messenger RNA, 606 nt
Organism: Medioppia subpectinata
Lineage: Eukaryota; Metazoa; Arthropoda; Arachnida; Sarcoptiformes; Oppiidae
Source: the annotation of a GenBank genome assembly
AUGAAAAUUAACAAGUGUAAUCAGAAAAAUGGCUGCCAACCAAUCAACAGUUGUCACACAUAUGGGUUCGGAGAGGUAUAUCACGUGAAGCAUAUGAUUGAAGGGGAGGAGUACGCGGUGAAAAUUGUCAAGUUCCUUGACAUUUAUGGCGAUCACAAAAGACAGGAAAUAUUAAAAGAAGUGCAAAAUUUAGUUAAAUUGCGCUCAGAUUUUGUGGUCAAUUACCGCAACUCAUGGCGUGAAGACAAUCAUCUGUUCAUUCAAAUGGAUUAUUAUCCACAAAAUCUACAGACGAUUAUCGAUAAUAAGCACAUUGUGUUUGGGAGACAAACGGGUGAACCGAUGAAAAUAUUUGAAUAUUUUAUUUCGUGUGAAAUAAUUAGAGAACUCUUAGAAAGUGUUAAAUAUUUACACGAUUUGUGUCCACCGGUUAUCCAUCGGGACCUCAAACCAUCAAAUGUGUUGAUUGCACAAAAUUGCACUCGGUUUAUAAGGUUGUGUGAUUUCGGUUCCGCCACUUUUCACUCUAUGACAUUGACAUCUAUGAGUCACACCUCUAAUGUCGGAACCGCACAAUAUAUGGCACCCGAAAUAUUUCAAUCCUGA